AUGCGUUGGUUAAAAAUAUUAUCCGUAUUGUUGUUGUGUCUGGUGAACCUCGCAGUAGCACAAAACGACAAUGAUGAUGAAAAUUUGAGAGUUAAAAUUAAUUCUGGUAUAGUGCAAGGAAGACUGAGACAUGUAGAAGGCACAACUAAAACGUAUUACUCUUUUCAAGGAAUCCCAUAUGCUGAACCUCCUAUUAACGAUCUCAGAUUUAGAAAUCCUGUGCCUGCUCGAAACUGGGAGGGAGUGUUGCCUACUCAAGGGGAUGAGCAUAAGUGCAUUCAAGAAUAUGAAGCAAAAGGAUCUGAGGACUGCCUCUAUAUUAAUGUUUUCACUCCAGAUAUUAAUGGAUCGAAUAUACCUGUUAUGGUGUGGAUAUACGGAGGGGCAUUCAAUAAAGGCAGCUCCAAAAUUAAAAAAUAUUCACCAGACUAUUUUUUGGAAGAACACAUUAUAAUUGUUACAUUUAAUUACCGAGUGGGAGUUUUUGGCUUUCUAAGCACAGAAGAUUCGGCAUCUCCUGGAAAUUAUGGUUUGAAGGAUCAAAUCUUGGCUUUGCAGUGGGUGAAAGACAACAUAGGGCACUUUGGAGGAAAUUCUGAGAGUAUUACGGUUUUUGGGCAGAGCGCCGGUUCAGCUUCAGUAGCGUACUUGCUGCAGACGCCAUUAACCACAAUGGAAGUAGACGAGUUCGAAAUCGAUUUUGAAGAAGACAUGUCAGAAGAAAAUGCAAGUAAACUCGACAAUCAGAUUUCAGAGUCGUUAGAAAAUGAUAUUUUGCAGUUGCAGGACGAGGAAAUCGACGACGAAAUAGAUUGUGAUAAUACUGAUGAUCUUUUUCACAGAGCCAUCAUGCAAAGCGGCACAUCACUCAACUUGUGGGCACUCACUAGAAAUCCAAAAACUACCGCUUUCGCCAUAGGUAAAUCCCUUGGCAUUGAAACGAAGAAUUCUACGAUUCUAGUAAACGCCUUGAGAAAAAUAGAAACUAGCACCCUGCAAGCCACAGCUGUAUCCAAUCUACUUUUGGAAACUAUAGUAUCUAAUCCUAGGAAUGGCUUAGUAUUCGGUCCUUCGACAGAACCAAACCUACCCGGUGCUGUGGUUAUAAAAAAGAGCCAUGAGAUGUUAAAUUAUGGAGAUUUUAACAGAAUACCUUGCAUGGUCGGUUUUAAUUCGGCGGAAGGAACAGAAGCUGCUUCUAUAAUCGACUACGUGAGGCCAUACGUCUUCAUGUACGAUUUAUUUUCCUCAAAACUAGUACCAAUCGACAUGAAUAUACAGUCUAUAUUUCGAAAAACCUUUGUUGCCCUCUCAAUAAGGCAGAGAUAUUUUGGAGUUGUACCUAUCAGUCUAUCAGACGAAGAUGUAGCAAAGUUUGUGACUGAUGAUCAGUUCGUUAGACCAAUAUACGAAUAUGUUUCCCUAAUCUCUAAGUACGUCCCUGUGUAUUUCUACAGAUUUUCGUAUGAGGGUGUAACAGGUAUAAACGGACAACCUCGUAAAAAUAAAGGAGUUGGACAUAGUGAAGAACUGUCUUAUAUGUGGAAGCAAAAGGAUAAUAUUGCUGACCCGCCAGAAACCGAUAUUAUAACUAGAAAGAGACUCGUCAAACUUUGGACAAACUUUGCACAGACAUCAAACCCCACCCCAGAAAAAGACGACCUAUUCCAAAAUGUGAUUUGGCCAGUCGCUAAGCACAGAAACAUCACCUACUUGGACAUUGGACAGAGUUUGAAAGUGACGACUGAUAUGAGCUACUACAACAUUGAGUUUUGGAGACUCUUGUACAAGAAUUUCGGCUUUCCACCGUAUGAUACCUACUAGGUCUACGAGUAUAUUAGAUUAAAUUUUUAAUGUUGAUAUUUUAUUUUUAUAAAAGCGAUUGAGUUUAUCGCUAGAAUAAUAAAACAUAUG
Molecule: messenger RNA, 1914 nt
Organism: Anoplophora glabripennis (Asian longhorned beetle)
Lineage: Eukaryota; Metazoa; Arthropoda; Insecta; Coleoptera; Cerambycidae
Product: carboxylesterase 1D-like
Exons: 12
Coding region: 1-1824 (607 amino acids)
Source: RefSeq, a predicted model, not a curated record